CACCCGGUAUGGACCAAUGGCGCCUUACGAUUCUCGGUGAGGGGGCUGUUGGCAAGACUGCUCUUGCCGUCCAAUUUUCGAUGAACGCUUUCAUUGAGUCGUAUGAUCCGACAAUCGAAGACUCAUAUCGGAAAACGAUUCUCGUCGAUAACAGACAGGCCUUUUUAGAGAUAAUAGAUACGGCAGGGCAAGAUGAGUACGCGACCCUCCGUGAUCAAUGGGUUCGCGAGGGCCAGGGGUUCAUGCUGGUCUACUCCGUCGCAUCGCGCAAGUCGUUUAAUCGACUGCACGAAUUCUACAAGGCCAUCAUAGAUGGCAAGCAACCGCCAAGGUCGGCAGCUUCCCUGGGGCAGAGAUUUGCCCGCCCCGGGAUCGUCAUCAUUGGCAACAAGAUCGACAUUCAAGACGAACGUGUGGUUACGACGGAGGAGGGUGAGCGGCUGGCUCGGGAGUGGAGGUGCGGCUUUAUCGAGACGAGUGCCAAGUUGGCCGUCUCUGUGGAUGAGUCGUUCUGCGAACUCAUCCGACAAUGUCGGAAGGCGGGACCCGUGGAUGGUUUGCCGCCGCAGCUCCGUGGACCUGCAUUCCCCAGAGGUCCAAAUGCCCCAACAACCGCAGCACCCGUGCCGCGACAACCCCCUUCCGCGAAUCCCAACCCCACAUCGUCGCCGCCGACUAAACCGACUAUCCGAUCGCGAAAGAAAAAGAAGAAGGACAAGGACAAGGAGGAUCGUCAGCCAGGUUGUAUCAUUAUGUGACGCCCAUAGAACGGACUUUUCCUUUUCCUCUCAUUGUGUAUACCACUCUUCCAUACCCUUGCUUU
Molecule: messenger RNA, 823 nt
Organism: Cantharellus anzutake
Lineage: Eukaryota; Fungi; Basidiomycota; Agaricomycetes; Cantharellales; Hydnaceae
Product: ras family-domain-containing protein
Exons: 5
Coding region: 9-758 (249 amino acids)
Biological process (GO): Ras protein signal transduction
Cellular component (GO): plasma membrane
Molecular function (GO): GTPase activity; GTP binding; GDP binding
Source: RefSeq, a predicted model, not a curated record